Messenger RNA from Eruca vesicaria subsp. sativa (arugula), 2212 nucleotides. The record is from the annotation of a GenBank genome assembly. NCBI's taxonomy places the organism in Eukaryota, Viridiplantae, Streptophyta, Magnoliopsida, Brassicales, Brassicaceae.
AUGGCUUCCCUAAACGAAAACGACCAAGUUCCCUUUCCAGAAGCAACAUCUCGUCCUCACACCAGGGCUUUCAAUUUCAAGAACCGUAGCGUUUCCCUCUCAAAUUCAGCUGACGGAUGUGACAACUCAAAAGUGGCUUUAGGCUACACAGUCCCUAUUCCAACACAGAGAAGACCACCUCCACUUGGUCCUCUUUACUCUACUACUGAACCUCCUGAUUACUCCUCUACCGUUGAUGUUCCAUCUGAAGAUGAAUCCGUCUUGACAAAUGCAAAUCUCUUGAAAUCUAGACAACUAGGGUUGUGUAAUGAACCUUACUGUACCACUUUUCCUUCUUACUACAAUCACCAACCUGCUGAAUUUCACACUUCCAGAGUUUCUAACUCCAGGUUCCACACUGCUCUGUAUGAUGAUGCUAGAGGUUGGGCUAAGGGUUUUGCUUCCUCUGUUAGUAAAUGCGUACCUGGAAUCAUGAAUCCUCAUUCCAAAUUCGUUCAAGACAACAAAUGCAUAGAGAUUGAUUGGGCCAAGACUAACGUACUGGUGUCUCUUAGAAGUAUGUUUGAUCUUAUAUUCUUCAUCAACAUUCUGCUUCAGUUUCGAAUGGCCUAUGUAGCUCCUGAGUCUAGAAUAGUUGGUGCUGGCCAGUUAGUUGAUCAUCCAAGAAAAAUUGCUUGCAAUUACUUGCGAGGCAAGUUUUUACUUGACAUGUUCAUAGUGUUACCCAUUCCACAGAUAAUGAUACUAUCGAUAUUACCACCACACUUAGGCACAUCCACGGCAGGAUCUGAGAGAAACAUUAUACGCAGCACAUUUCUAAUACAAUACAUUCCAAAGUUGUAUAGGCUUCUUCCUCUUCUUGCUGGCCAAACACCUACAGGGUUCAUAUUUGAGUCGGCUUGGGCUAACUUUGUUAUUAAUCUUCUUACCUUCAUGCUUGCUGGUCAUGCUGUUGGAUCUUGCUGGUAUUUUUCAGGACUUGAGAGAGUAAAGAAGUGCUUGUUGCAUGCUAGGAAUAACUCGGUGGAUGAACUUAGGAAUCUUAUAGAUUGUGCUCGUGGGAACAUCUACUCAUCGGCGUCACAACGAGCUCUAUGGAGAAACGAUGCGAGUGUCAAUGCUUGUUUUCAAGAGAGUGGUUUUUCUUAUGGGAUCUAUGUGAAGGCAGUGAAUCUUACUACUCAACCUAGUAUCUUCACAAGAUUCAGUUACUCUCUGUUUUGGGGAUUCCAGCAAAUAAGCACGCUUGCUGGAAACCUAUCACCAAGUUACUCAGUGGGGGAGGUUUUCUUUACAAUGGGUAUCAUUGGACUAGGGCUUUUGCUUUUUGCACGGCUUAUUGGUAAUAUGCACAACUUCCUUCAAGCUCUUGAUCGAAGGAGGAUGGAAAUGAUGCUGAGACGGCGUGAUGUGGAGCAGUGGAUGAGCCAUAGAUUGUUGCCAGAAGAUAUAAGAAAGAGGGUGCGAGAGGCAGAGCGGUUCAACUGGGCAGCGACUAGAGGAGUUAACGAGGAAUUGCUCUUUGAGAAUAUGCCUGAAGAUCUCCGGAGAGAUAUAAAACGUCAUCUCUUCAAAUUUCUCAAGAAGGUGAGAAUAUUCUCGCUGAUGGAUGAAUCAAUCUUAGAUUCAAUACGUGAGAGGCUGAAACAGAGGACGUACAUAAGUAGUAGCACGGUGUUGCACCAACGAAGUCUAGUUGAGAAAAUGGUAUUCAUAGUGAGAGGUGAGAUGGAGAGCAUUGGAGAAGACGGUUCUGUGUUUUCUUUAUCAGAAGGUGAUGUGUGUGGUGAAGAACUUCUCAUUUGGUGCCUCGAACGCUCUUCUGUAAACCAUGAUGGGACUAGGUGCAUAAAGUUGCCGCUAAAGGGGUUGGUUAGCAACAGAAGUGUUAGAUGUGUGACAAACGUGGAGGCGUUUUCGCUGAGUGUAGCAGAUCUUGAAGACGUAACGAGCUUGUUCUCGAGAUUCCUACGGAGCCAUCGAGUGCUAGGAGCCAUAAGAUACGAGUCUCCGUAUUGGAGGCUACGAGCAGCUACGCAAAUACAAGUGGCUUGGAGAUACCGAAGAAGACGACGACUUCACAGAUUAUACACUGCUCAGUCAACUUCCCGACGAUAGAUUUUAUUGUACUCUUUAUUUGUUGGGAUGAUAUUUUAGUUGGGAAAUUUAAAUAUAAAGCUUAAUGUGUUUUUUAUUCAUUAGUGAUAUGACG